This is a messenger RNA of Marmota flaviventris (yellow-bellied marmot), 1040 nucleotides long. It is a transcript of the gene Hlf, whose product is annotated as HLF transcription factor, PAR bZIP family member. Gene Ontology annotation, cellular component: nucleus. Gene Ontology annotation, molecular function: RNA polymerase II cis-regulatory region sequence-specific DNA binding; DNA-binding transcription factor activity, RNA polymerase II-specific. Gene Ontology annotation, biological process: regulation of transcription by RNA polymerase II. The record is from RefSeq and is a predicted model, not a curated record. Lineage: Eukaryota; Metazoa; Chordata; Mammalia; Rodentia; Sciuridae.
UUUAUAAAGAUAUAAGUAUUUUUUUUUUCUUCCCGUGUCUCUCCACCGCUUUGAAAGCGAGUUCUUUGGCAAAGAACGGAGGAAAAGCUCAGCAAUAUUUCGGGGGGUGAUUGUCUUUCUUUUUGAAAGAAAAAAAAACUGAGUGCUUCGCGAUGGAGAAAAUGUCCCGACAGCUCCCCCUGAACCCCACCUUUAUCCCGCCUCCCUACGGCGUGCUCAGGUCUCUGCUGGAGAACCCGCUGAAGCUCCCCCUUCAUCACGAAGACGCAUUUAGUAAAGAUAAAGACAAGGAAAAGAAGCUGGAUGAUGAGAGCAACAGCCCAACGGUCCCCCAGUCAGCAUUUUUGGGACCCACCUUAUGGGACAAAACCCUUCCUUACGACGGAGAUACUUUCCAGUUGGAAUACAUGGACCUGGAGGAGUUUUUGUCAGAAAAUGGCAUUCCCCCCAGCCCGUCCCAGCAUGACCACAGCCCUCACCCUCCUGGGCUGCAGCCGGCUUCCUCAGCCGCCCAGUCGGUCAUGGACCUCAGCAGCCGGGCCUCAGCACCCAUUCACCCUGGCAUCCCAUCUCCAAACUGUAUGCAGAGUCCCAUCAGACCAGGUCAGCUGUUGCCAGCAAACCGCAAUACACCAAGUCCCAUCGAUCCUGACACCAUCCAGGUCCCGGUGGGUUAUGAGCCAGAUCCAGCAGAUCUUGCCCUCUCCAGCAUCCCUGGCCAAGAAAUGUUUGACCCUCGCAAACGCAAGUUCUCUGAGGAAGAACUGAAGCCACAGCCCAUGAUUAAGAAAGCUCGCAAAGUCUUCAUCCCCGAUGAUCUGAAGGAUGACAAGUACUGGGCAAGGCGCAGAAAGAACAACAUGGCUGCCAAGCGCUCCCGCGACGCCCGGCGGCUGAAGGAGAACCAGAUUGCCAUCCGGGCUUCGUUCCUGGAGAAGGAGAACUCGGCCCUCCGCCAGGAGGUGGCUGACUUGAGGAAGGAGCUGGGCAAAUGCAAGAACAUACUUGCCAAGUACGAGGCCAGGCACGGGCCCCUGUAG